Staurois parvus is the source of this 348-nucleotide messenger RNA. Lineage: Eukaryota; Metazoa; Chordata; Amphibia; Anura; Ranidae. The record is from the annotation of a GenBank genome assembly.
AGAUUCCUGGGACGGGGACACGGGGGGCAGAGUCAAGGUCUCCGGCUGGUGGAGGACAAGUGGUCGCCGGUAGGCCUCUCCCAUGACUGUAGUGAUUCCGUAGUGUGCGCUGUAUACAGCCCCCCCCCUACCGGUGUUCUCAGCGCCCCAACCAUGAUGUCCGCCGCCAGGACUCUCCAGCAGUGGUGUGCCCAGCAAUGUGAUGGAUACCCGGGAGUCCGGAUCACCGACCUCACCUCCUCCUUUCGGGACGGCCUGGCCUUCUGUGCGCUCAUACACCGCCAGAGACCCGACCUCAUAGACUUUGGUGCCCUCUCAAAAGAAAAUGUGUUCGAGAACAACCGGCUG